CGUCUCCGGGCAGGCCCGGUGCCCCCUCCUGCCGCCGCCCGCGGAGCUGCCUGGGCUGCAGACGCCCUGGUGGACAUCUCGGGGGCAGACGUUAUAGGGCAAACUAAAAAUAACCCGGCAGGCCGGCCGCCGGGGCGGAGGGGGCAUGUGUUGGGCGUGGACACUUGAUCCGAGGGACCCAGCUGAGUGCAGCUAAGACAACUCGGCGACCGUGCACACUUGGGUUCCCACUGCUGCCCCAGAGGGGUCCCUCGCCCGGUGUCUGCGAGGUCGCUCCCCUUGGAGGAAAUGCCUUUCGCCAGCCUGGGGAGGGGCAGCCGCCGAGGAAGGAAGGUCGUCUGGGCUCUGAGCUUCCUGCUACUUCUCCUGGAAGCCAGUUCUGCUAAGAAUGUCUGGAAACGGGCAUUGCCUGCACGGCUGGCCGAGAAAUCGCGAGCCGAGGAAGUGAGCGGCCCCCGACAGCCCCGCGCAGACCGCUGCCCGCCACCCCCGCGGAUGCUGCCCCCCGGCGCCUGCCAGGCCAAGCGGUGCCAGGCGGACUCCCAGUGCCCGCGCCACCGGCGCUGCUGCAACAACGGCUGCGGGUACGCCUGCCUGGAGGCCGUGCCGCCCCCUCCAGUUUUAGACUGGCUGGUGCAGCCGAAACCUCGAUGGCUUGGUGGCAAUGGCUGGCUGCUGGAUGGCCCUGAGGAGGUAUUGCAAGCAGAGGCCUGUAGCACCACAGAGGAUGGGGCGGAGCCACUGCUGUGUCCCUCUGGCUAUGAGUGCCACAUCCUGAGCCCCGGUGACGUGGCUGAGGGCGUCCCCAACCGAGGACAGUGCGUCAAGCAGCGACGGCAAGCAGUUCUGAGCCUCAGUUUCCUCAUCUGUAAAAUGGGGUACUUGAUGCUGCAUGGAGAUUGAUUGGAACCACAUGUGCAACGCCCUCAGGACUGAGCAGAGUGGCUGGUGGUCAGCCAACACUGGCUGUUUCAUCUCUGUCCAUGCACACACGUAACAAUUUUUCAAUGGAAGUGCAAAAGUGAUACACAGUCAGGAGGAACCACAUGUCAACCCACACAGCCAUUCUGUUUUUCCCUCUCCAUAGAGUAGUCAGUAAAUUGCAUGAGCUAUUCAGCACUUCAUUAUAAAAUCAGCAUUGUGUUAGAUGAUUUUGCCCAGCUGCAGGCUGGAGUACGUCUGCUGAGCACCUUGGAGGUAGGCGAGGCCCACAUCCAAGCUACGAUGUCAGGGGGUUAGGUAUAUUUAAUGAAUUUUUUACUUAAUAGUACUUUGGACUUCAUAUGAGCCUAUCAGGAGUAACUGACUGUAAGCUGCGGAGCGUCCAGAUCUAUCUUAACCGCACACAUAGAUUUGCAUUGUUGAGAAUCCUUCAUUUCCCAGGACUCCUGCCAGGACUAUUCAGUUCCACUAAAUUAGUGUUCGUCUCCUUAGCAGAGGAGAUAAAUAAUGAAUGGGUUGCAUCACUUUCGUUUGCGUGGUUUUCCAAGGAGACGGUAAGGACCGCAUGGCAAGCACUGGUAACAUCUGAAACCCUCCCGUGCCUCACGCAAGGCCUAAGGGGGAGAGAUCUCCACCCAGGUUCCGUCGUGGAGUUUGAAAGACAUCUGUGACCCUCUACGUUUUGCCAUGUCAGACGGAGACCACACAACCAGGAACCCAUGUCCUCAUUUCUGAAUCUCUUGUCCCUAAUAGCCACUCUGCUAAGAGUGAUGAUAACUGGCGGCGCCUGUGCUCAGUGGUUAGGGUGCCAGCCACAUACACCAAGGCUGGUGGGUUCCAACCUGGCCCCAGCCAGCUAAAGUAACAAUGACAACUACAAUAAAAAAAAAAAUAGCCAGGCGUUGUGCCUGCAGUCCCAGCUACUGGAAAGCUGCAGUAAGAGAAUCGCUUAAGCCCAAGAGUUUGUUUGAGGUUGCUGUGAGCUGUGACGCCCUGGCACUCUACCAAGGGUAAGAUAGUGAGAUUCUGUCUAAAAAAAAAAAGUGAUGAUAACUACUGUGACGCUGUUUGCUAAAAGUAUAUCUAGAGGAGCAUGGCCUGGUAAAACUUACAUUUUUCUGAUUUGAGAAUUUAUUUCUUUGCAGCUUUUCAAGAAAGGCACAGACAUAAAAUCAGUUACCCAUUUAACAUCAUUACCAUCACAAAUAUAAUUAUGAGAUAUUAAAACUGUCUUGAGAAUCCUUAACUUUUUUUUUUACUUUGAGACAGUGUCUCACUCUGUUGCUCAGGCUAGAGUGCUGUGGCAUCACAGCUCACAUCAACCUCAAACUCCUGGGCUCAAGCCAUCCCCCUGCCUCUGCCUCCUCAGCUGGGACUCUAGGCGCCUACCAUAAUACCUGGCUAGUUUUUCUAUUAUUGGUAGAGACAGAGUCUUGCUCUUGCUCAGGCUGGUCUCAAACUCCUGAGCUCCAGGGACCCACCCAGCUCGAUCUCCCAGAAUGCUGGAAUUACAGGCAUGAGCCACUGUGCCCAGCCAAGAAUCUUGAACUUUUGAAAAAUGGUCUAUAAAACAAUAUGAACUCAAUGGAUGCCUUUAUGAUUUCUUCUCUGUUCCACUUGCUAUUUGCAGUUUGGGGUGGGCUCCCCAGGCUCCCUGGCUUCCCAGGGCUGUGUGGGUAAAUAACCUCUAACCUUUUCAUGGCUCUCAAGCCAAUAAUAAUUGAGCCACUUUGUAGGACUCUUGAGGAAUAAAUGAAUUCAUCCAUGUGGACCGUGUCUGUCAUUUCACAAGCACAGAACAGAAUCUAGAAUCUUUGAUGCUUCAUCACUGCUUGUGUCUAGACACCCAAACCUGCCAUAGGUGGGUGGGGGGUGCAGAGCCCUGAGGGCUGGCCAGCCUGCCAGCGCCCACUGGAAGGUGGAAGGGAUAGACUUUUCCAAAACAGAGCCAUGGGUGAGUUAGGAUCUCUGGACUACACUGUCACUCAUAGCCUGGGAAAGGCCGCCACCUGCUUUGCCUUUUCUCAUCCCCUGAUCUUUCAUUUACUUAUAUGACCUCAAAUGCCUGGGUGAGCCAAACAAGUUCAAAGCAGUUCUUAAAGGUCUGAGCCAGUUAAAAAAGACCCAUUUCAAGAAUGGAGCUGAACAAAGCGAUCACUGAACAAUGGCCGUGCUGACGGGGCCGACGACUACCAGCAGCCCAUGGGCCUUCUCUCUGUUGCAAGCAGAAAACAGCAGAGGUGGAGCUGGGGCAGCUCUGUGCAGGUUGAACCACAGACACAGAUUCCAAGCCUGCAGCUGGCUUCCUGGGUGGCCUUGGACGGGUCACCUUGCCUUUCUUAGCUUCAGUUUCCUCAUCUGUAGAAUGGAGGUGAUGAUGGAAACCAUAGUAGCUGCAUCAUGGGGUAGUUGCGAGGCUUCCUGUGAAAUGCGGUGCUGCUUGGCAGGUCCUCCGUGGACGUGCACCACGGUCCUGUCUCAGGAAGAGAGGACUUGAGUUCAGGAUCUGGCCCAGACCCUGAACGGGGCUUACCGAGGAGCAGAGCUGGAAUUGCAGGUCUGUCCACAGGCUCAGAGCCGUGUGUGUGAGUGUGUGUGUGUGUCUAUGUUUGUAUACAUGAGUGUAUAUGUGUGUACGUGUGUAUGAGUAUCUGUAGUGUGAGUGUGUGUGUGUGAGUGGGUGUGCAUAUGUGUGUGCGAGAGCUCCCCUCCCACAGGAAUGACUGGAGCCCUCUCAGUGGAAAGCAAGUGGAAUUUACCCUCACCUGGUCCUAAGAGUCUGUCACUUAGCAAUAAUUGUUGGUAAUUUAUUGCUAACUAUCCGUAGCCUUGGAAACAUCUUGAA
Messenger RNA from Nycticebus coucang (slow loris), 3787 nucleotides. It is a transcript of the gene WFDC1, whose product is annotated as WAP four-disulfide core domain 1. Gene Ontology annotation, biological process: regulation of cell growth. Gene Ontology annotation, molecular function: peptidase inhibitor activity. The transcript is spliced from 5 exons. Gene Ontology annotation, cellular component: extracellular region. The record is from RefSeq and is a predicted model, not a curated record. Bases 289 to 903 code for a protein of 204 amino acids. NCBI's taxonomy places the organism in Eukaryota, Metazoa, Chordata, Mammalia, Primates, Lorisidae.